Ceraceosorus bombacis is the source of this 2242-nucleotide messenger RNA. NCBI's taxonomy places the organism in Eukaryota, Fungi, Basidiomycota, Exobasidiomycetes, Ceraceosorales, Ceraceosoraceae. The record is from the annotation of a GenBank genome assembly.
AUGAGGGACGCUUUACCCCACACGUAUCACCACGCACACGAUAUCAGACACACUCUGACUGACACUCCUUCGUGUGAAUCGGCUUGCUGAAGUCCUGUACCCAUGUAACAGGUCGUAUAGGUGUAGUGCAUACGUCUCCCUCGUGACGUGCUGCUUGCCCCCUCGCUCUUCAUCCCCACGAUCCCAUCCAAACAAAUCUCCAUCGUCUGGCCAAUAGAAAUAGAGUCCCCCGCGUGCAGCAUCGACUUCACCUCUGUGAUUCGCGCAAGGAACUUCCGGAGCAAGUCGUCCGAAAGAUCACACCCACACGUCGUUGUGUAACAUCCACCUUGCUUGCGCGCACAGCCUCUUGCGCUUCUACACGAUGGCUGAGUUGCAGCCACACUUGGCUGUCAAGCCCGGCUCCUCGCCUCCCUCGCCGGAUCAGGACGGCUUGACGGAUCUCAAGACGCAUCAGCAUGAUGGGGAGGAGCUCGAGGGGGGAUUACGCGGCACGAGGAAUAUCGAACACAACGAGGAGCUGGCUCGAGCUGAUCACCAAUGGUGGACAAAUGAAGAGGAUCGAAGUGUGCUACGAAAGUUGGAUAUCCGCCUUGUGCCUCUCUUAUUUGUCACCUACAUGCUCGCAGCUCUCGACCGAUCCAACAUCGGCAACGCAAAGACGGCAGGGAUGAACGACGACUUGGGCAUUUCCGAUCCCGAUUUUCAAUGGCUUCUUACCAUCUUCUACAUCUCUUACUGCUUAUUCCAGUUCCAAGUGCUGGCAUACAAGAUCUUCAGACCGUCCAGGUGGAUCUUCUUUUGCGUCAUUGUAUGGGGAGUGGCAUCCACUCUGCAAGCUACAGCCACUGGGUGGAGUGGACUCAUGGCUGCGCGCUUCUUCCUAGGAGUCAGCGAAGCCGGGUACGGUACAGGUGCGUAAGCCAAAUGCGUCUCUUUCUCUUUUGCAGCGCUUUGACCUUGGCUGACGUCUCCUCGUUUUCUUGCAGGUGUUGCUCUUUAUUACAGCUUCUUCUACCCCAAGCAGGAAAUCGGCAUUCGUUUCGCGUGGUUCAUCACUGGUGGAGCGCUGGCAUCUUGCAUAGGGGGAUCCAUAGCUUAUGGCAUUCAGCAAGCCAAAACGUCUGUCGAGAAUUGGCGCUUGCUGUUCAUCAUCGAGGGCAUUCCAACCGUGGUUCUCGCCUUUGUUCUCCUGUGGCUUAUGCCCGACUCGAUCGCCACCAGCUCUUUCUUGACUCUGCGAGAGCGUCUGAUCGCAGAGGCUCGGCUCUUUCGCGAUCUGACAGAUCGGACGGCAGAAGAAGAGGUGGAGGAGACCGCUGCCACAUCACAGCGAGACGGAGCGACGAAAUCGUUGAUGACGAGCAAAUUUACAGGUCUUCGUUCCGGCAUUGGUCAGAAGCUCGACACCAAGAACCUGGCCGCAGCUUUCAAGGAUCCUCUGAGCUACACCAACUCUAUUCUGAUUUUCAUCACCAACGUCUCGUACAGCAGCGUACCCGUCUACCUGCCCACCAUCUUGAAUGGUAUGGGCUACACCAGCAUCCGAGCGCAAGGCUUCUCAGCCCCACCGUACCUGGCUGCUUGGGUCUUCUCUUUGCUUUACGUCUACACGGCCAUGAAGCUGCGCGUUUGUGGUCCCUUUAUCAUACCCGCUACGCUGGCUGGAGCAGCAGGCUACCUCGUCUUGGCUCUUUCCAAGGACGAUCACACUCGAUACGGUGCGGUCUAUCUCGUCGUCAUUGCUCUCUUCACGCAGAUUCCCAUGCUCUACAUGUUCCUGCUCAACAAUACACCUGGCGAAUCGCGCAGAGGUGCAGGGCUAGUCAUCUUUGGGGUCAUAGGUCAAGCUGGACCUUUUUUGGGCACAAGGCUUUUCCCAGCCAAGCAAGGCCCCUACUACGCCAAGGGCAUGUUUAUAAGCGCUGGAUUGCUCUUUGCUGCUACGGCCAUCUCUACCGCGACUACGGUGAUGUUGUGGCAGAGAAACCGCAUGAGGGAUCGAGCCGAGGAAGCGCUAGAGAAAGAAGCAGACCAGCUUGAUAAGACGCCCGAGUCACUCGCUGUUCUUCCUGCUGAAGAAGCUGCAGAGAGAAAAGCGUGGCUCAAGAGGCUCGACGCUAGCAGACGAGGAGAGGACAGUCCGUACUGUAAGUGGCGGCAAUUGCAUGUGGGACGAAGUUGCGACGUGUCUGACCUCGCGCUUUGUCCUUUGCGUACAACAGAUCGCUACACGAUCUGA